AUGAUGCAGCUGACCAACGGACUUGCCUUAUCUGUGGAGACCGAGCCACAGGCCUGCACUAUGGCAUCAUCUCCUGCGAAGGCUGCAAAGGCUUUUUCAAGCGCAGCAUCUGCAACAAGCGCGUGUACCGCUGCAACCGGGACAAGAACUGUGAGAUGUCACGCAAGCAGCGCAACCGCUGCCAGUACUGCCGCCUGCUCAAGUGUCUGCAGAUGGGGAUGAACCGGAAAGCAAUCAGAGAAGACGGCAUGCCGGGAGGAAGGAACAAAAGCAUCGGGCCUGUGCAGAUAACAGAGGAGGAGAUAGAGCGGAUCAUGUCAGGGCAGGAGUUCAAGGAGGACGUCCCGGAGCACACUUGGGGCAACAACGGGGACAGUGACCACAGCUCUCCCAGCAAUGGAGCCUCAGAGGGAAACCAACCAUCACCUGCCUCCACUCUGUCAUCCAAUCGCUCUGCAGAGAUGAACGGCUACACAGCAGCUCUGAGGGACCAGUACAUCAACACUUCUAUGUCCACACACUACCACCUCCUGCCUCACCUGUUCAGCUAUGCUGCCCAGUCCGGCCUGCUAACCCCACAGCCCCGCAGCCUUUACCCACAGUCCCACCCUCUGGUGCUGCAGCUGGUCGCCGCAGAGGACUUGGCCCCCCUCACCACCCCCAUGCUGAUAGAGGACGGGUACAAGGUGACACAGGUGGAGCUGUUCGCCCUGCUGUGUCGCCUGGCAGAUGAGCUGCUCUUCCGCCAGAUCUCUUGGAUCAAGAAGCUGCCAUUCUUCUGCGAGCUCUCCAUAGAGGACUACACCUGCCUGCUCAGCUCCACCUGGCAGGAGCUCAUCCUGCUGUCCUGCCUCACCAUCUACAGCGCCCAGAUCUUUGGAGACCUGGCUGACGUCACGGCCAAGUACACCCCAUCUGAUGACGAGCUCCAGGGCUUCAGUGAGGACGGCAUGGAAGUGAUGGAGAGGCUGAUUUAUCUCUAUCGUAAGUUUAAUCAGCUGAAGAUCAGCAAUGAGGAGUACGCCUGCAUGAAAGCCAUCAACUUCCUGAAUCAAGAUAUAAGAGGACUGUCCAACGUCUCUCAGCUCGAGCAGCUGAACAAGCGCUACUGGUACGUGUGUCAGGACUACAUCGAGUACAAAUACCCACACCAGCCCAAACGCUUUCCUGAGAUAAUGAUGUGUCUGCCAGAGAUCCGCUACAUCGCAGGUAAGGCCUCCAUGUCCACUGAAGACUGUAGCUUUACUGUUGAUUUAUGUUUCUACUGA
Molecule: messenger RNA, 1268 nt
Organism: Oryzias melastigma (Indian medaka)
Lineage: Eukaryota; Metazoa; Chordata; Actinopteri; Beloniformes; Adrianichthyidae
Product: nuclear receptor subfamily 6 group A member 1-A
Exons: 7
Biological process (GO): regulation of DNA-templated transcription
Molecular function (GO): sequence-specific DNA binding; zinc ion binding; DNA-binding transcription factor activity
Source: RefSeq, a predicted model, not a curated record